AUUCGCUCGUCACCCUUCGGCAGUCAUCGGCGGACCGCCCGGACGAGCGAGUGUGUUCACGUCGGUCGCGUCGUUGCAAUCACUUAAAUGUCAAAUUCAAUGAUUCCGAAAGUCAGUUUGACAUGUGCACCGCGACAUCGUAAACAUUAAUAAUGUAGCGCGUUUAAAGUGCCCGUUAAAUUAGAUCGGCUAAUAUUUAGCGUUUUCCAAUAAGAAUUCCCGUAUAAACAGACUCGUUUUCGUUAGUGAUCGUGUUUUGCCAAUCCGCACCUUAAUGUGCCGCGGUCCUGCGAACGUUUCAGCUUCGGUUCGAUGGACUAUGGCAGGCUCUGAUGCUGCCGUGUUGUGGAGGGAGUACUUAAGAUAGGAUGUCAAAGUGAUUCACGAUGGACCGCGUGAGUGGAGUGUGUCGGUUUGGCGGAGUGGUGUCGGCGGUCAGCAGGAGGAGCGGGCGUAGCCGGCGGCGGCUGGCGAGCUCGGCCCCGGUGCCCGACUGCAGGCCUGAGACCCCGCGCCGAGGGCUCGGCGCCGUGCUCAUCCUCACCUGCAUCGUUGUCUACCACAACUGCCUCUACUGCGGUUUCGUGUUCGAUGAUAUCAAUGCUAUAAAAGAAAAUAGAGACUUGAGACCUCAGACACCAAUCUCGAACAUCUUCCUGAACGACUUUUGGGGAACACCCAUACAUAAGGAGCAGUCACACAAAUCGUACCGUCCUCUGACGGUGCUGACUUUCCGAUGGAACUACGCGGUGCACGGGCUGCACCCGGCGGGGUACCACCUCGUGAACCUGCUGCUCCAUGCCCUUGUGUCACUCUUGUACUACAAGGUGUGCGCAAUGUUCCUGCCGGAGUUUGCAAGUUUCGUGGCGGCCAUGCUGUUUGCCGUGCACCCGAUACACACCGAGGCGGUGACGGGCGUGGUGGGUCGAGCGGAGAUGCUAUCCUCCGUGUUUUUCCUCGGAGCUCUGCUGUGCUACGCUCGGGCUGCAAGCAGGAGGAGAUGUACAGACUGGCGCUACGUGGCCGCGUGCGCAGUGUGCGUGGGAGUGGCCAUGUUGUGCAAGGAGCAGGGCAUCACCGCCACCGGCGUGUGCGUCGUUUACGAGCUCUUUGUGGCGCAGAAGCGCCGUGGAACCGGCGGUGGCAAUCGUUGGUCGUGGCUGGAGGCGUGGGGCAAAGGGUCGGGUUGGGGCUACGCGUGCGGCGAGGCCGCUCGGCGCGUCGUCACCCUGUGCUGCGCCAGCCUCGCCCUGCUGGCGGCCAGGCUGCACGUGAUGGGCGCUCAGCUGCCCGUGUUCACGAGAUUUGAUAAUCCGGCCGGAGCCACUACUGGACCUGCUAAGCAUUUGACUUUCGCUUACCUGCCAGCACUGAACGCGUGGCUCCUCGCGCUGCCCGAGGCCCUGUGCUGCGACUGGACGAUGGGCACGGUGGCGCUGCUCCAAUCGUGGCAAGACCCCAGAAAUCUGGCCACCGCAGCUAUGUUCAUUGGCUUGUUGGUCGCCGCGAUCCACGCGCUGCGGACACGGUGUACUGCUUUGUCUAUGGGCCUAGCGCUCCUGGUUCUGCCCUUCUUGCCAGCGUCUAAUCUCUUCUUCCCGGUGGGAUUUGUGGUGGCCGAGCGCAUCCUCUACAUGCCCUCGAUGGGCUGGUGCAUGCUGGUCGCCCACGGGUGGCGUCUGGCCGCCAAGAAACACGCCAAGACGGCCGUGGCUGCACUCAUAUUUAUACUCUUCGCCUUUAGUAUCAAGACUUACGUCAGGAACUGGGAUUGGAAGACUGAAUAUUCUAUUUUCGCUUCGGGGUUAAGGGUGAAUCGCAACAACGCCAAGCUGUAUAACAACGUUGGGCACGCUUUAGAAGCGGACGGGCGAUACACGGAAGCCCUGGAGUUCUUCAACACGGCCGUCAGCGUCCAGCCGGACGACGUCGGCGCGCACAUCAACGUCGGCCGCACCUACAACCAUCUCGGCAAAUACCAAGAAGCCGAAGAAGCCUAUAUGAAAGCCAAGUCUUUACUGCCUAAAGCUAAACCCGGCGAGUCCUACCAGGCCAGAAUAGCCCCCAACCAUUUAAGCGUGUUCCUGAACCUUGCCAGCUUGAUAUCCAGGAAUGCCACUAGACUUGAAGAGGCCGAUAUGCUGUACAGACAAGCGAUCAGCAUGAGGGCGGACUACACUAGGGCGUAUAUCAAUAGGGGCGACAUUUUAAUAAAAUUGAAUAGGACGAAAGAGGCGCAGGAGGUGUAUGAAAAAGCGCUUCUUUAUGACAGCGGCAAUCCGGACAUCUAUUACAAUCUCGGCGUGGUGCUGCUGGAGCAAGGCAAGGCGUCGCAAGCGCUGGCGUACCUGGACAAGGCGCUGGAGCUGGAGCCCGAGCACGAGCAGGCGCUGCUCAACUCCGCGAUCCUGCUGCAGGAGCUCGGCGCCGCCGACCUGCGCCAGGUGGCGCGCCAGCGCCUGCUCAAACUGCUCGACAAGGAUUCCACGAACGAGCGCGUGCACUUCAACCUGGGCAUGGUGUGCAUGGACGAGGGCGACGCGGAGUGCGCGGAGCGGUGGUUCCGCGCGGCCGUGCACCUGAAGCCCGACUUCCGCUCCGCGCUGUUCAACCUGGCGCUGCUGCUGGCCGACCGGCGCCGCCCGCUCGAGGCCGCGCCCUUCCUCAAGCAGCUAGUGCGCCACCACCCCGACCACGUCAAGGCGUUGGUGCUGCUCGGAGAUAUCUACAUCAACUCCGUCAAGGAUCUGGACGCCGCCGAGAGCUGCUACCGGCGCAUCCUGGAGCUGGAGGCGGACAACGUGCAGGCGCUGCACAACCUGUGCGUGGUGGCGGUGGAGCGCGGCGCGCUGGCCGCGGCCGAGGAGUGCCUGGCGCGCGCCGCGUCGCUGGCGCCGCACGAGCACUACAUCCGGCGCCACCUCGCCGUGGUGCGCGCGCGCCGCCUGCAGGCCGCUCCUGCGCAUGCGCCUGCCCCCACCGCCCCCACCGCCCCCACCGCCGAGGUGCGCGCGCGCUGGAACUACAUCCCGCAGCAGCCGCCCGACCCGCACGAGGCGGACCCCGAGUAGAGCCCCGGCCCCCGGCCGUCCGCGCAUCGUGCAGAGGCGUUCCGUUGACGAUCAGGGUAUUGAAAAUUAAAAGUCGCUCCGCUCUCCGAUCUGAAUGUGAAAUUUGCUAAUGACGAGCCUUCGUCUCUCCCGAAUCCUACCUGGAAAGAUCUGUAUUUCUCGGUAUCGCUCUGUGAGGGGACGAGUCGAUUUAAUAGACCGCUAAUGUCGGCGCACUAGUGGCCGGAGAGGAUUCUCCUAUGACUAUUUUGUUAUAAUGAAUGCGAAAAUUGCCAGACAAGACUAAAAUUUCACUAAAUGUCUACUAAAUAGACACCUCAUUUCCGAAAGAAACGUCUCUAUGUGCAGACAAGCGUUCGUAAUUUGUCUCGUCUCUGUUAUACCGUUUCAGCUUCAGUAUUUGGAAUGCUUUCCCUACUAAAUUUCACCGUUGUAUUCGAACUCGAAAUUAUUAUAAUCAUUGCAGUAUUUUGGCUAUUAUUAUUAGUGAUUUAUUGAUCUCAUAGAAUAUUAGUUUGCAUACGACGCCUUUAUAAUAUUGUUAAUAAGUACUUAAAGUUGGACAAGCUUCGUCAUUAGCCCGGUAUACGGUAUCUGUGCGUAGAUAUGAUUUAUAAUAACUGUUUAUAGGCUGUUUAUAGAUGGGAUUUGUAUCAUUCCAAUUAUAAUCUAUUUGACUUUGUCUAGUCAAGAUGCAAUCGCAUUUGAUAUUAUUUUGGACUCAUUUUUUAUGCAUUUACGAAUAAGUGAUUUAAAAUUAUUCAUUGUUGUAAUAUGUUGAACAACCUAUGCUUGGAAUAGACGCUGGGAGUAGCAUUUAGAUGAAUGUGCCCCGCAUUAAGCCACCCCAUUUUAAUAAGGCUAUACAAAUAAACCUAGUUAUAAACAAGUUUCUGUCUCAAUUUUUGUAAACAAUUUUAAUAUUAACUGCAUAAUAAAACGGCGAAAUGAUCAAUGAUAGGACUUCUUUUACACAGAUGGAAGUAGAGAGCGUUUAAUGUAAUCUAUAGAAAAAUACGCAAUUUGAUUCACUAUACGCGAAGGAUUCAACCAGAGACAGAGAUGUUAAAUAGCUAUUUUUUAUAAUUAGACAUCGGUCUAAGUUUUGGGCUUAUAACCGGCAUGUGGGUAGCUUAGCCAGAGCUUACUUUGCGGCAGCUAUGAUAAGAUACGGAAUUCAAAUUUCUAAGGUCUGGCCAAACAUAAAACAAGGGUCGAAUUGCUAACGAUCGGUUUGGCGGCCAGAAUAAGGUGCGAAUCGCCAUUCCUACCACCUCGUCCACCGUGCGAUACAGGACGAGGUGGUAGGAAUGGCAAGAAAAGUCCUAGUUAAGGUUAAUUAUUUUCGUAAAGGCAAAUGUUACUGUGUAAUGAGUAAAUGAAGUGAUCGACCGUUGUUAGAUUUAGAUGUGCAAAAUGUAAUGUUGUUCAUGUUUUAAGAUAAAAGUAACUUUUGUAAAAACUGAAUUUUUUACAAUGUCUUGAAACAUUUCCGGUGGGAACUCUGUAGGGUGUCAAUGAUUUGUAAGGACCCCAAUAUUAUAAACUAUUUGUCGUCAAAACGUUUAUUUUUAUAAAAUAAAAUGAUGUUUCGAACAAGUC
Cydia strobilella is the source of this 4673-nucleotide messenger RNA. RefSeq names its product protein O-mannosyl-transferase Tmtc3 (gene Tmtc3). Bases 387 to 3071 code for a protein of 894 amino acids. The transcript has 12 exons. Gene Ontology annotation, biological process: protein O-linked glycosylation via mannose. The record is from RefSeq and is a predicted model, not a curated record. NCBI's taxonomy places the organism in Eukaryota, Metazoa, Arthropoda, Insecta, Lepidoptera, Tortricidae. Gene Ontology annotation, molecular function: protein binding; mannosyltransferase activity. Gene Ontology annotation, cellular component: endoplasmic reticulum.